GGUAAGAGACUAGAGAGCUGUUGCCUGUUGAAGAUGACUCUUUCAUUUCAUGCAAUCCCAUGGAACGUUUCAGGGGACGCCAUUUUGAAUCACUCAAAAUCAAAAGACGACCCCUCAGCAAAAUACUAAAACCAUACAAAUUGACAUUAAUUGCUAUUUCAUCGUCUCAUUCCUCACCACCGUAGCUUCUCUCUUCUUCUUCAAAUUUCGAAUUUCAAACCCCUGCUAACCAUGGCUUCACCCUUCCGGGUCCGCUGCCUCGUCUUCAAAGUCGCCGUCUUUAUCAUCUUCUUCGGCCUAACGCCGUCCAUUUCUCUGGCUCAGUCCGCCGAUUCCUGCAACGGAAUAUUCUUGUCCUACGUCUACAACGGUGGAAGACAGCUGCCUCCCAACGUCUCCGAUUCCAACAAUCAGCCGCAUCGGUUUGAGUCUACUCUCACUGUGCUCAACAAUGGUCUCGACGAACUUAAGUCAUGGAAGGUUUUUGUGGGGUUUCAGCACGACGAGUAUUUGGUCUCUGCAUCAAACGCAGUGCUUGCCGACGGCGCUAGCUUACCUGCCAACGUCGGCAACGGUACUGUUCUUGCAGGGUUCCCUACGACCGACCUCAAGACGGCGGCUGAGACUGCUGGGGACUUGACACAGAUGCAGGUUCAUAUCAAUUUAGUGGGGACACAGUAUGGUGUUGUGCCGCCGGCGGUGCCGCUGCCGUCGAACAUCACUCUCGCCAAUGACGGAUUUGUUUGUCCCAAGUCCACUGGCCGAGGGAAUGAGACUCAUGUCUGUUGCACCAGAGAUUCCAAUUUCAAAACAAGCAUCACCACAGAACAAGAAUUUCUACCUCGCCAGAGUGGUGAUCUUUCAAUUAUGUAUGAUGUGACCGGUACCUAUGAAUCCAAUUACUGGGCUGAGGUUACAAUCUCAAACCAUAAUCCCCUUGGACGUCUUGAUAACUGGAGAUUAAGCUGGGACUGGAUGAGGCAAGAAUUUAUCUAUGCAAUGAAAGGUGCUUAUCCUUCUGUGGUUGACUCUUCUGAGUGUAUCUUUGGUGCACAAGGUGGACACUAUCAAGAGCUUGACUUUUCCAAUGUGUUGAGUUGUGAAAAAAGUCCAACGAUAAUUGAUCUCCCUCCCACAAAGUUCAAUGAUUCGGACCUCGGAAAAAUCCCUUUUUGUUGCCGGAAUGGGACUAUCUUGCCUCCAUCAAUGGACCCAAGUAAGUCAUCUUCAAGGUUCCAAAUGCAAGUCUACAAAAUGCCACCAGACCUUAACCGCUCAGUGCUCACUCCACCACAGAACUGGAAGAUAAGUGGCACACUCAACCCUGACUACAAAUGCGGACCUCCAAUUCACGUGAGUCCGAGCGAAAACCCAGAUCCUACAGGCUUACCUUCAAACAAAUCUGCAAUUGCUAGCUGGCAGGUUGUGUGCAAUAUAACAAAGGACAAUGGGCCAGCAAGAAAAUGCUGUGUUUCAUUUUCUGCUUAUUACAAUGAAUCUGUCAUUCCUUGCAAGACGUGUGCGUGUGGAUGUACAGGCAACACAGGAAGAACUUGUAGUAAAAAUACACCGGCAAUGUUGCUUCCAGCCCAGGCACUUCUUGUUCCAUUCGAGAAUCGUAGUGCCAUGGCUGCUUCUUGGGCUAACAUAAAGCAUUUCACAGUGCCAAACCCAAUGCCCUGUGGUGAUAACUGUGGAGUGACCAUCAACUGGCAUGUGCUCACAGAUUACUCUAAAGGUUGGACUGCAAGGGUCUCACUGUUCAACUGGGGUGAGACUGCCUUUGAAGAUUGGUUUACUGCAGUGGAAAUGAACAAAGCAGCUCCAGGUUUUGAGAAGAUGUACUCUUUCAAUGCAAGUGCCUUGGAGGGACUGAAUAACACUAUAAUGAUGCAAGGUCCUUCAGGCAACAACUAUCUUCUGGCAGAAACAGAUGGAGAUGACCCUGAGAAAGAUCCUAGGGUUCCUGGAAAACAACAGUCAGUGAUCUCAUUUACAAAGAAAAGUACUCCUGGAAUCAACGUGGUUGGUGGAGAUGGGUUUCCCACUAAGGUCUUCUUCAAUGGGGAAGAAUGCUCUCUUCCCUCUGUAUUUCCAAGCAGUGGUUUCAAGAAAGAGUUGUCCUUGUUCUUAACACUAUCACUGCUACUGUUCAUCGUCUUGAUGCAGUUUUAAUGGCGAAGUUCAUCUCUUCCUCCUGCUAUUGUAACAUUCAUCCUGUAUAUCUUAUUCAUUUCAGUUAGAACGAUUCUUUCCAGAGUGAUUAUAUGUAUACACUUCGGAAGAUUGUAGAAUUCUGUUGGACACACGAUAGAAGUUAUAUUCUUUUCUUCCUGUCU
Neltuma alba is the source of this 2339-nucleotide messenger RNA. Its product is annotated as COBRA-like protein 7. Bases 232 to 2175 code for a protein of 647 amino acids. Gene Ontology annotation, biological process: cellulose microfibril organization. Gene Ontology annotation, cellular component: membrane. The transcript is spliced from 2 exons. The record is from RefSeq and is a predicted model, not a curated record. NCBI's taxonomy places the organism in Eukaryota, Viridiplantae, Streptophyta, Magnoliopsida, Fabales, Fabaceae.